Molecule: messenger RNA, 2383 nt
Organism: Paecilomyces variotii
Lineage: Eukaryota; Fungi; Ascomycota; Eurotiomycetes; Eurotiales; Thermoascaceae
Product: putative UPF0016 domain protein
Exons: 3
Coding region: 309-1904 (531 amino acids)
Biological process (GO): calcium ion transmembrane transport; Golgi calcium ion transport; Golgi calcium ion homeostasis
Cellular component (GO): fungal-type vacuole membrane; Golgi apparatus
Molecular function (GO): manganese ion transmembrane transporter activity; calcium ion transmembrane transporter activity
Source: RefSeq, a predicted model, not a curated record
GAGAAAAUACUCGAGGAUGGAAAAGACAACAUCGCCUUUUAUCCCCUAAUCGGCUGGGCUUCAGACCCUCCAAAUGACAUUUAGGAAUCAUUAUUGAUUAUUUUUCUUUUCGAUUCGUUCCUUACCUUGGCCGCCCUGGCCGUUCUGUCUUCCUUACUCCGCAAUUAGCCACCGUCAAGACCACCUCACGCGCAAAGACACUCGCUCGGUAUCUGUACGAUUGAACGUCGCCCCUCGUCCACAGCUUCUCUGUCAGCCUUAGUGUGAUCAAGAAUUUCUGAACCGACGCUUCUAAGCUACCAUCCGCCAUGAAAUUCGCCCGCCUCUCCCCUUCUCUCGCUCUGUUGUUACUGCAGGUCAUUCCCGCGGCCAUUGCUGAAGCAGUACCGGACAACGGUUUAUCAACACCAACUGCCCUAGACCGCCGGGAAGCAUCUUCAGCAGAUGUACCUCUUUCAGCACCAGAAAUCUUAGCUUCACCCAAGGCAGCACCGAAGGGAACGCUGGACGCUCCGAUAGAUGGUAAGGAUGGUCUGCCACACCAAGGUCCAUGGGUCGAAACCGGCGCAGAACGAGACCGUAAGAAGGCAAAGGAGACGGAUCCCAAUGAGGCUUUGAUAACGUCGGAAGAGAAGGUGGCUACUGCGGAAAAACUGGCAUCGGACGGCAAAGCCAUCCCACACUCAAAUGACGGUGUGAUGGACGAUCCGCAUAGGUUGGGCCCCAAGGAAGGCACGCGGGGAACAGAGGGUGGUGUAUCAGAGAAGAGCAAGACCAGCAAGCUUGUGUCCGACAAGGUGCCGGGAGCACCAAAGGAAGCUCCGCCACUUCCUCCCAGCGAGCAAGUCAAGAUCUCGGCGGCGGAUGACAGCUCCUCCAAGGAUACGAAGACCGGUGAUAGUGGAGCGACAAUCCUAGAGAAGCCAGCAGACCUCCCCGAAAAGCCUCAUGAUAUCCCCCUCCCCAAAUCUCCUGCGCCUGUGAAGGGCGAUCAACUGGCUGUUGGCACUCCCAAGUCGUCCAAGGGCAAAUCUUCCUCGUUGGAUGCGACAAUCCCAAUGGAGGAGAGCAGCGUUAUUAGCCCCAUUCACUCUCUAAUUCUAUCUUUUACAAUGAUAAUCUUCUCCGAGAUUGGCGACAAGACCUUCCUCGUCGCUGCACUGAUGGCCAUGCGCCACCCUCGCCUGCUCGUUUUCUCCGCUGCGUUCUCGGCGCUUAUUACGAUGACUGUCCUGUCCGCAGUGUUAGGACAUGCAGUUCCUACGCUGAUCCCAAAAUCGUUCACCAACUUCCUUGCGGCCAUCCUGUUCUUGGUUUUUGGUGCGAAGAUGCUGAAGGAAGCUCGCGAGAUGUCGCCGGAUGAAGGUGUCGGCGAAGAAAUGAGAGAAGUAGAGAUGGAGCUGGAGGAGAAAGAGCAGCAACAGAGCCAGAUGGGUCGACGCCGCUCUUCGAUCAGCCCGUAUGCCCUGGAGGCUGGGCGGGUAGGCGGACGACGCAAGUCGCGGUCUUCGGCUAACCGUCUGCCAUCGCCGCCUGACAGUCCAUCAUCCUCCUCUUCCCGGAGUUCUUCUCCCGCUCCCAGCGCUAGCUGGCGCAGCGUCCUCAUCGGUUUCAACAAUUUGUUUUCUUUCCUCCUGACUCCUGCUUGGGUGCAGACGUUUGUCAUGACGUUUCUAGGAGAAUGGGGAGACCGCAGUCAGAUCGCAACCAUCGCCAUGGCUGCUGGACAAGACUAUUGGUGGGUUACGGUCGGAGCUAUCAGCGGUCACGGUGUUUGUACUGCGGCUGCAGUCAUCGGAGGCCGAGCUAUCGCAGGCAAAGUCAGCAUGCGUGUCGUGACCUUCGGCGGCGCUAUCUCCUUCCUUAUCUUCGGACUUAUCUACUGUUUCGAAGCGAUAUACUGAGUUCGCGAUGAAGCGAUGCUUCUUUACUCAAAAGUGCCUUGGAAGCAGGGUUUAAAUAUAGACAGGACACGGUAUCGGGUCUUUUCAGUUUUGUAGUACUUAGUCUUACUUCGUUUAAUAACCGCACGGGUGCUUCUUUGCUCUUUUCUUGGUGUACGUUUUCUCUUUUAUUCCCACAGGCAUAUUCGAACAAUUCGUGGUGACUGCUUAAUGCGAGGAUGGGACAAUAUAAUUAUAGACCAACCCUGGGAGGAUGGUAUCAUGACCGAGGCACACAAUGGAACUGCGGCAUCACAAUAUAAUGAAUCAGACAGUACGCAAUGUAAUUAUAACAUGACAGAUCGUGGCACACAAAAUUUAAGGGGGCAUCAUGUGGUCCCUAGAUCUUCGCAGGGUAUUUGAAGUUAUCCCACCGAUCGGAUCGGUCUAGUGAAAACUACCCAAAUGCCACCAGCCGGAAUCGAAUUCCAACUACGGUC